CUGACGCUAUAUAUUUAUAAUAUUAUCAAUGUUCAUUUUAAAAAGUGACAAUAAUAUAAAAAAAUACUUUCCUUCAUAUGCAAGUGGGAUAGUGCAUCAAGAAUUCAAUGGUAUAGUGUAUGCAUCUUUACUAGAAUAUAUAAUUUAGUGUCUAUAAUUUGUGUUAUUUGCCUGCCUUGGAUUUCAUAGGAUUUAGUUUUGAUAGUAACCUUAAUCUGUGCAGUGAUUAAUUAUAACCAUUCAUUUAGUGUUUUUCAAUUAAUUAAUUUGUUCAUUUAAUGAUAAAUUAAUUAACAAGUGAUUUAAAAUGACUUGAAAUAUUAAUAAUGAACAGUAACUGUUUAAGGUGUCUACGUGUAUUUAGGUUAUGUUAACAGUAAGACUGCAAUAAGUAGUAGUCUUGCUGAUGUAGGUUUAAAGAUAUAUUUAGGAGGAAGUUUAUAACAUGACAGAAACUGAAGUCGAAGGAAGUACCUGGUGUUACUGGGUUCUCUCUGUUGGAACUCUAUUUACAUUUCUUGGCUUGGUCGUUGCUUGCAUCUGCAGUUGUCGAAGAAAUCAAACUAAGAACGAUUUACCUGGGUUAUGUGGAAUGGUAACGAUCAAUCAUUCUGAUAAUGAUAAUUUCAAUACCCUACCAUCUCUAGAAGUUAGUCAAGUCCCACCAUCACAGGAUACGAUAGAUAAUGGCAAAAGAAUAAGUGGAGCUAAUAGAAGCUUACCAGAUAUACCAAAAGAUAAAAAUAGAGGAGAAGUUAAUGCAGAAUCUAUACCUCAAGAUAUUUAUGAAACUAGUGAAGUAAAUUCUGAACUGUAUGCUACAGUGCAGGAUACAGAAGAGCCACAGUCUGAAAGAGAAACACAGAGCCUUUCUCAACAAGUUUCAAUAGUUCAAGAUAAUUCAACAUUUCAACUUUCAAGAUUCACACCAUCUACAUCUAAAAAUGAUGAACAUCCGUAUGCUCAACUGCAAAGUAUACCAAAAUCUGAAAUUGAUCAAUCGCAUAGAAAAAACAGUACUCAAACGAUUAUUGUUGAUAAACCAUCAACAUCAUCAAAUCAUACAAAUGGAAAUCCAGUAGCACCACCUAGAACUCGAAAAUCAUCGUCUUUCAAUUCACUUCUGAGUGCUGAGAAUCCUAAUGAUAUACAAGCUGCAAAUGCUAUUUCUGGAGGUGUGCAAGCUAAUCAAGAUUUACCUUAUAUGACACCACCUCUCGCUAUGUUACAUCUUCAUCCACCACAACCACCACAACCUAGUACAUCACAACAUUUUAGCGGUGAUUCUCAAGAUUCUAAAGGAUAUACUAGCAUAAGUGUGCGAGAACCUUUAGCUAAUAUAUUAGCACAAACAAAAGCAUCUUAUCAACAACAUCAACCAACACGUUUGCCCAUUGAUCCUCACUAUGCAACUGUAUCCGAUGAUUCAGAUGAAAUGUAUGCAGCUAUUGACGAACAAGAAAAAAUUUAUACUAGUGGCAGUGAAACAUAUGCUCAAAUCCAACCAACAGUAUUGGAAACAAAUAGAAUUAUACACAGUGAACUAAAUCCAUUUAUUCAACCAUCAUCACGUACAGAGGAAACACAUACUGCUCCGCAACCACCAAGUGUUGAUAGUUUACGUCAUGUUGCUCAUGCUCAUUCGAGACAGGCAUCAUCAUCAAGUGCCAAUAGUUCUAUCAUAAACCCAGGUUCUCCAAAACCAGAGAAACGUCAAGCUAAUUCACCAUUACCUCCUCCACCAGAAGCAAUUUCAGAUGCAUAUGCUGCUGUUGAUAAAAGAACGAAAAAUGAUGAACGCAUAAGACCUAAUUUAUCAACUGGAAAAUCUUUAGAAGAUAUGUAUGCUAAAGUCAUGAAAAAGAAAAGAGAUGCAGAAGAGCAAAGUGACGUUCCUGGAUCUUCUAAUAUUUUACAUUCAGAAGUAAUACCUUCAAAUAGAAAACUUAGUCUCAUAGAAAUUAGCAGAGCUUCGUGGUCUAGUCAUGAUUCAGUAGAAAUACAGAAAGAAGAACACGACACUGUUCAUUACACAAUAUCAGCCAAUACUGUUACUAAUGUUCAUCCUGAAAUGGAAAAUAAUUGUUUAAAGUUAUCUCGAAUUCCUGAUGGAGAUACAAAUUUAUUAAAUCAAGAAAUUAAUUAUGGUUACGAAUCUGUGAAUACAAAAAGGAAUUUAGCUGCACGAAGUUUUCCUAUUUGUGAUUCUAAUUAUGAAAUACCACAUCUUCAAUCUUUAAGAAAUAACGAUUAUCAAAGUACAUCAACAUCAGUUCGCGAUGGUUCUGACUUAUUAUUGACAUAUCCUACAUCUUUUAAGCACAGACAAAUCAGUAAUGCAAGUAGUGAAGAUCCAGGGUAUGAAAAAGUUAGAUUACGAAGAAGAAUUGAUUUAGAUCAGGAUACAGAUUCCGAGCCAAACUAUGAGAGUAUGCCUCAUGAUUCAGGAGAACCAAAUUAUGCAUCAGUAUGCCGUCCUGGUGAUAGUGAUACAGAUCCGAAUUAUGAAUCUGUAAGUCAUGGGGAUCCAAAUUAUGAAAGUGUAAGAUACAUGAGUGUUGCUGCAUCGGAAGAACCACCAUACGAACAGUAUAUUUAACUCAGACUACGAAAAGAUAAAUCCAAGCAAUGCCUUGGAACAAUGCAGUAAUGGAGAUACAGAUGAUGAACAAUAUGUUCAGGUAUAGUGUACCUUUUUUUUAUAUAUAUAUAUAUACAUAUUUAUAUGCAUACAUAUGUAUAUAUAUAUUAUAUAUAAAUAUUAAAAUAAUUAUGUGCAGUAGCUAAUAUUGAUGAGGUUUGUUUAAUGCAGCAUGAAGCUUUCGCAGGUGAAGUUACUUGAGUAUACUUUUUUAUUUUGAUGAAAUACAUUCUAUCCAUCUCGGCUUCGAUAAAGCUAUGGACAGCUAAUUUAGUACUAUUUGUAUUUUAGUAUGAAUCCAUAUUUCGCUGAUGUUUAAAUGUGUUAAGAAAAUGUUACAAAAUAAUGAGGGUAAGACUGAUAGAGACAAACAGUGAGAAGUAAUGUACAAGUAAAAUCUGACUUAAUGUUAUGUUUAAUUAUCUUAAUUGGUAGCAUGUUUCAAUGAUAAGGUAAACAAAAAAACUAUAAAGUUACCAAUAAUGAAAAGUCAUUUAUGUGACCGCAUAAAUAAUUGUCUGGCGGAACAUUAUAAUAUACGGAGGAACGUGCUGUUGAUUAAAUAAACAUAGUUGUGAGAAAUUUUCAAAUGAAAAUUAGCAAAUGUCGCAUAAAUAUUAUUAAAUGAAAAAAAUUAUUAUUUCUUCUGUGAAUGGUGCAUGCUGUGCCUUGUUGUAUUGACUACUCUCUAUACAUUUUUAUUUACAUGUCACAAACAACCAGGUCACAAAAAUGUAUCCUAUUCUUUAGUUUAAUUAAUGAAAUAGUACUCUCAUAGCUUCAUAUAAUAAUUUACUGCCACGAGUUGUAA
This is a messenger RNA of Polistes dominula (European paper wasp), 3452 nucleotides long. RefSeq lists its product as uncharacterized. Lineage: Eukaryota; Metazoa; Arthropoda; Insecta; Hymenoptera; Vespidae. The record is from RefSeq and is a predicted model, not a curated record.